Messenger RNA from Anopheles gambiae (African malaria mosquito), 6514 nucleotides. RefSeq lists its product as uncharacterized. Gene Ontology annotation, biological process: signal transduction. Bases 1 to 6378 code for a protein of 2125 amino acids. The transcript has 8 exons. NCBI's taxonomy places the organism in Eukaryota, Metazoa, Arthropoda, Insecta, Diptera, Culicidae. The record is from RefSeq and is a predicted model, not a curated record.
AUGAAACGGUGGAAGUGGUUCGCGUGGCGAUUGGUGUGCCUAUUGUUAGUUUUAAAAAUACACACCGUAAAUGCUGAAACUAGUGACGUGUCUAACGAUCCCGCUGAAACUGAAUUUGAACUACUAAAAACAGUCUAUCGGCAAAAUUUGCUGCAAAACUACGCCGACCGCAUUGUUGAUCAACCCGUGGAGGGAGAACAGCUCUUAACACAAAGAAUAGAAAGCUUUUUGCGCGAAACAGUGGAACGAUACGGACCCGGCAGCAAUGGGCAGAAGAGAGUACGGCGAGAUGCAGACGACGCCGAUGCAGCCAUCGAGGCGGACACUGCACAAGCACGACAGCUCUAUCUCAAGGGAUUCCGUGAGCGGGGCCACGUGCCGGUUAACUUUCCAGUGGACAUUUGCUUGCUGCGCGUUGGCAAAACGAUCUUUGCUGCGGCCCUGCACCAAAGCGAAACCAGCAACCGGACGAUGAAUGCCACGGCCGUGUCCUUCUAUCGCAGGGUGAAAGGAAAGUUUGAAAAGUAUCUCGAACAUCAAACCGUUACCGCCCGCCACUUUGACUGUGUGUCGAUCGCGCACCUAGGCUUUGUGGCGGUCGUCAACUACCACGACCAGGAGCUGAACGUGUUCGGGGACGGUUCGCCCGUCUUUCAAAUCCACGAGGACGGCCGCACCGAGCUGGUGCAAACGUUCGGCCAGCCGAACCAGAACACGGUACACCUGUGGGUGCACGGCAAGCACGUCUAUCUAGCGCACACGUACAUCAAUCUGGACGCGGAGCGCGGCAGCACAGCCAACGUCUGUCCACUGUACCGCUGGGCCGGCCAGUACUUUGACGUGAUCGAUCAAAUGCCGUGCUACAGUUCCGUGCACAUCGAAGCGUUCUCGAUCGAGCAGCAGAUGUUCGUGGCGGUGGCAAACCAAAUGUCACCGGCGCAGGGCAAGGACACGUUCUCCGACAUCUUCCUGCUGAACCCGGACACGCAGAAGCUCGUGCUGCACCAGCGCAUCUACAUCUACUCCGUGUCGCAUAUGGCGUACUUUUUCUUCGAAGCGCGAAACGGGCGGCGGGAACACUUUCUCAUUACUGGCAACUCGGUUGAUGAGGAAGGUGGCAAGGAAGGUGGUGAUGGCCCGAAGCCAUCGAACGGCAUCAAAUCGCGCACUGUCGAGCGGAGCUCGAUCGUGUACAAGUUUGUGGACGGAUACUUUGUGCCGUUCCAAAACCUGGAGCUUACGGGUGUGAAGAUGUUUCUGCCGGUUGUGCACGAAAAUGGCGAAUUUCUGCUGCUCGUCCACUGUCACGACCAGCCGCUGCUGAUUUACGAGUACGACGGUUGGAAGCUGGCACCGUCCCGUAUCGACUACACCGGCGAAGCGUUUGCGGCCGGCGUGUCCCACAUGCGCGUCUACCGGCACAUCGUGAACGCGAGCGUCAUCGUGAUCGCGAACAGCAAUCUGUUCGGCAAGUCGAUCAAUCUGUUCACCCCCCAGUACGGGGUGCAGAACGAUCUGCGCCGCGUGUACGCCCACUUUAUCGAGUGGUGCGAGCGCAUGCACGACCAGCUUGGGCAGGUGAAUCUGGAGCAGCUGUACAACAAGCUGGUCGGGCUGCCGGACAAUGCCCCGGACGGGGCGCGCAUCGUCGAGAAGGAUCUGGUGCUGCAGGAUUCGGCGGUGAGGACGAUCAAAGCCAAAACCAUCGCGACGAAGCACGGCCUGGUGGACGAUGCGUUGCUGUCGUACGUGAUCGAGGUGAACGAGUACGUGCAGCACGUCCAGGAGAAGAUGAACCUGGUCGAGCAAACGAUUCACGGCAGUGUGCUGACCAACGACACGGUCCGCUGGAACGGUGAUCUGGCCGUGUCGGAGCUGAUAGCACCGGCCGGGCAGAUGAAGCAGCUCGAUGUGAAGGUGCUGAACAAUGCGGCACACAAGACGCGCCACACGGAGCAACAGGGCAGAAGGGGGGACGUUCCCGAGGACGAUGUGAUCACGGUCGAUCGGCUCAUAGUGGACCGUAUCGGCAGUGUGCAGUUCUUCAAUGGGCAUGCGGCCGAAAGUUUGCUGCUGGUUGAUGAUCCACCGGCGAAGUGGAAAACGCUUUCCCUGUCGGCCAAAAAAGUCAUCGUCGGAGGCAAUCUGUUCGUGAACAAGCUGAUCGACGGCGUUUUCUUCCACCCGGGCAACGUGCUGCUGCCGAACGUGAAUCAAAUGUUCCCCGCCAAAAGCUUGAUGGUGAAGGAUCUAAGCGUGAACCGGCUGACGAGCAAGCGGCUCAACGCAACCGAUGCCGUCGCCGUCCAGCGCAUGAUGGAUCAGUCCCGCACGCUGCUGGCCAAGGCACGGGGCGCAAUGCCCCGCGAGUACGGGAGCGAUUUCGAAAGCAUCGAUGCGGACGACCUCAAGCUGACCGGGCUGCUGAACGAUAUCGAUCCGCGCGCUCUCUCCGACCACGUGCUGCUGGACGAAGCAGCAGAGCAACAGCUUACCGGCAAACUCGUCGUCGAUCAGCUGGUUGCGCACAAUGUCGUCGUAAGUGAUGCGAAGCUGUCCGACGUGCCGCUUGCAAACGUUGCCCGCACGACGGGCCAUCAGCAAAUCCUACAAGACCUACAGUUCGUGCAACCGAUGGUGGUAGAGCACCUGCACCUGCAGGACCGUCUCAAUCACAUACCCGUGAUCGAGGGAAAGCUGCAGGUGCUGCACCUAUCGUCGGACGAAAUUCAACCCAUCACGGGCACGAAAACGUUCGACUACGUCACACUGCUGCAUCCGAUCGAGCUGCAGGGCAAAAUCAACGGCGAAAGCUUAAGCAAGAUGAACCCCAUCGUGACGGUCGGGGACGAUCUCGUGCUGGACGGGGACUACACGAUCCACGGCAACGUCACGUUCAACGGUGGACUGUGGGCGCACAACAUUCUCAGUGCCGGCGGUACACGCAACCUUCACCGGGUGGCAACGCACGGUUUGCAGGUGCAGACGGCACCACCGCCCGGCCAGGUGCUUAAAUUUUUGCAGCCCGUUUUCGUGGAGCAUCUGCGGGCGGAUCAAAUUAACGAGCUGAGCGUCAACGAUCUCGUACCGCAAGCGGCCGGCGGGGAGGUUCAGUAUCUAACGGGGAGGAAAACGUUCGUCUCGGAGCUGAAGAUUGACGGCGUGGCCGAUGCGAACGAAAUCAACAAGGUGGAUCUGAAUCUGCUCAAUCGCACCAUGCUGCAGCGAGCAGGGGCCGAACAGCAGAUCGAAGGAACAAUCCACUUCGACACGGUUAUUGCGCCGAUUGUGAACAGCAAAAACGUCCUUUUUGAAUCGAAACGACUCGACCGAUUGCUCCGGCUGGACGUGCCGCAAAACGUAAGCGCAGCGGUACGGUUCGAAAACUGUACCAUCUACGCAAGCAACACGAUCGUUGCGGAAGAACUACACGCGGAUCGCCAGUCGACGAUUUACGGGUACGAUUUGGAGUACCUGCUGCAGGAUACGCUCAUGCUCGACGCGGACGAAGCAAACGUACCGACCGUGCAGGGGUUGAAAAGUUUCCGCAAUCUAACGAUUGGGCAGUUGAUUUUGCACAGCGAGGCAACGCUGAAUUCCAUCCCGGUGGAGAACUUGAAGCACAUUAUCGCUGCCGGCGAUAAUCGAACCAUCAUCAAGAAUGAACCGUACAGCUUCCAGAGCGACAUCACCGUGAACCAUCUGCUGUUCGAGGGUUCCAUCAACGGUGUGCCGAAGGAUGCGUUUUGUCGUGCGUGGUUAAUGUACAGUGGCAAUCAAACGUUCACUGCAGGGCAAUCGAUCGACCAUCUUGCAACGGAGCAGUUAUUCGUUACCGGCCAGCUGAACAACGUUACGAUGGAGCAGCUGGUGGAGCAUGCGUAUCGAACCGAUCGGGAGGAAUACAUCGAGCGGGCAGUGUUUCAUCAAGGCAUUGUUACCUACGAGCCGUGCUCCGUGGGUGGUUUAGUCUCGGGGCUUAACGUGAGCAGCGACGUACUGUUGAAGCAGUCGCCCGAAAUGCAAACGCUCGGCACCGUGCACGUGCUGGGCACGCUGGAAGCGAAGGGCGAGCUACACAUUCUGAGCCAACUGAACGGUAUCAAUUUCCCCAAGAUGAUGGAAUUUUUCAGCGCCCCGGGUGAAAACGCCGAAGGCCGGGAAAGUGUACCGGUCGGCAUCGAAACACACGGUAACGUGUACUUUGAGCACGACCCAACCGUCAUCCACCUGAACGGGCACAACGUGCAGAAGCUGUACGGUGAGGUGUGGCUUCCCCACCGGCCAACGGUACUGACUGGCCGGUAUCAGUUUGAGAGCGUUGAGUUCGCCAAACCACUCCACACGAAGGAUCAACCGAUUAACCACCUCAACUGGGACGAAGUGGAAGCACGAUGUUUGAGCGGGAAGCGAGCACAAAACAUUACGGCCCCGGUACAAUUUCUGGGCGAUGUGACGGUCCAUGCGGGUGCCGCGUUUCAAGACGUUCACCUGCAAGGAUCACUGAAAAGCACGCACAGCUCUGCUGGAUUAAAUGUGGUGGAGUACGAUAAGUAUGCUUUGCGGUAUCACGAACCGCAGGAAAUUACCGGAAAAUGGCUUUUCCACCAUGCGGAAGUACACGGAAACUUCGAUGUGGAAACCCUCAACGGCUACAACGUCAAGACAGACUUGCUGAGAAACGAUGCUCCGAGCGGGAACUUUACCGCUGCAAAGCGUUUCACCCAGCUGCACGUAGAAAGCAUCGUCUGUGCUCCGCCCUGUGUCAUACAGGACGUCGAUAUGGAUGAGUGGUACGCGAACGGGCUUCGUUUGAGAGGCAACCAAACGAUAGAAGGGACGCUUCACAUUCGCAAUGGUAUCGUUACCGGCAAUCUGGAAGUGCUCGGCACAGUGAACGGCAUGCAGUUUGAUGCGGAGCAUUUGAUGCUUAAAUCGCUUCCGCAGCAUGUCAAUGGCACGCUGCGGCUGGUCACAAAAUUCCCCAAGGAGAACAAAAUCUACCCGCUGGUGUUUGAAGCGCUGCAAGCGAAUGCCAUCAACGGAAAGGAUGUGGAGCAGUUUUUGAAGAACGUUGCUUUGGCGGGUCAAACCCCAUUGACGGUGAACAUUCCGGUCACGUUUGUGCAGCCACUGGAAGCGGAUGAAACGGUGUUUGAGGGAGACAUGGUGUUUGGUGUGAACGUGACCCAGCUUCUGCAGAGUACUUCCUAUCGUAAAGAUAUAAAUGAACUGGCGUCGCAGGUACGGUCGCUUAACAGCGUCAACGACAAGCUAGCGGAGAGUGUGUUUGAAAAUAGUCCCGUAUUUAGCCACUUUGAUAAAAUGAAACCCUUGGCAGUGCAAGCGGUGCGUAUGCUUGUCCUGAACUUGCCAGUACAUCCGGGGCCGAUGGAUUUGAUAGCUGUUCACAGUGCCGAAUCGAACAGACCGUCCGCCAUUGAUUUCUAUCAUUGGAGUACCGGCAACAAGGGACCAGGUUUAGUGCCUGCCCAAGCGUUCCCUUCGAUCGUUGGACGCGAUCGCACGAUCGUGAACGUGAAGCGGCUUAACCUGGGCCCCAAACAGCACCUGUUCGUGGAGUUCCAGGAGCAUGGUAGCGGCAAACACUUUGUGCAACAAAUUCUAGACCUAAGCCACGAAUCGACGGGCAUGUACAAAUUCAUCCCCCUGUACGUGAUGAACAGUACCCAGUCCAGGGAAGCGAUCGGGAUGAAAAUUGUUAAGCUAGACUGUAUCGUGAUGUACUCGAAGGGAAAGCCGGGUGUCGAAGUUCGCUGUCUGCGUGAACACAAUCUGCUGCAAAUACUGGACGUACGGCAAAUGGAACAAACGAUCGUUCCCCUUCAAAUUGUUGCCCUCGAAAACCAUCUCAUCGUGCUGGACAGUAACGAGCGGAUCCAGAUUUGGCGCUCGACGGCCAGCUUCUAUCUAAAACACCAUCAAACCAUAACUGUAUCGCACCCAUCGUACCUCACUGUCGCGAGGUACGAAAAUCAGCUUAUGCUAGCGAUCAAUUCAGAAAACACACCGAACACGGCGCACCACGGAUCGAUUGAAGUCUGGCGCAAGGGGCUGACUGGGAAUGGUACGUUCGUGCAGCAUCAGCUCAUACUGACCAAGCUGCCCAAGCAGCUCCAGCUUUCCGUGCUACCCUCGAAGGAAAUGCUGCUGUACACGCUGACGGAAAAUUGGCUACAUCCGCUGGUGGUGUAUCGGUACGAAGGGGUGACCGGAUUCAGGGAGAUACUGACCACGAACACUAUCCGGCAGAAGGCGAAACGCAUGUCGGUGCUGAAGCUGCGCCUGGCACGGAAAGAGAUCAUCGCAAUCGUAGGCCCAGAGUCUACCGAUUUUGUGGAGGUUGUGUUUGUUUGAAUGCGUCUUUGUAAUUGUAAAAUGGUUGUUGUUUAUUUAUUUAUUCGUAAAAAAGAUGUUUUACACCGUGUGCCAUUAUUUUUGUGUAAAAUAAGGCAAUAAAAAAUUAAACAAGCAAUUGAAAAGUUUCUUGAAA